Messenger RNA from Soboliphyme baturini, 879 nucleotides. The record is from the annotation of a GenBank genome assembly. NCBI's taxonomy places the organism in Eukaryota, Metazoa, Nematoda, Enoplea, Dioctophymatida, Soboliphymatidae.
UUGCUAGACGUAUUAAUUCACCUGGUCAAACGACAAGAAGAUUUAAGAAUAAAGCGGCUAUGCCUAAAGUUUUACGACGUCUCUGGCGAGAAGGGAAAAUCGUGUCAUCUGAAGUCUGACUGUGGAGUUCACGAACUGUGCUGCGAAACGCGCAAAGGAAUGAAAUGCUCGACCAAGAAGAAGGAGAAAAAGAAAUGCAAUGACGGAGAGCUUCCCGGCAAAAUUUGUUCGAUGCACUACGAAUGCGACUUUCAGUGGAAGUGCGAGGACGGUCGUUGCUGCCCUGCAUUUGGAAGGCUGUCGCCACUGAACCUCAUUGCAAACACUACUUCACAACCAAAGGAGGAGAAGAAGGAAGAGGAAAAGGAAGAAAACUUCAGGCCGCGCAAAGAAGAAGAAGAAGAGUCAAGACGUGGAGAAUUGAAUUCGCACUCUGAGGAACACGUCAACAACAGACUAAUCGAUUCCAGAAACAAUCGAAGAGCUCCUUCAGUUAAGGUAGGACACGCAACGAAAGAAUCUGAUAUACAAAAGAAUGCUCAAGCCCUAAAUCACUUGACGGAACCUCCAGAAAAAGAAGAAGAAAAAAAAGAGAAAUCUGAGAAAGAACAUCGUCCAAAUUCUAAUGAAGCGCAUCCUGGGGGCAAAGAAGAAAAAGGCGAAAAAACGCAUUUUACCGAGUUGAGAACAGAAGAAACUGGUGAACAUCAUCCAGCAGAACUCAUAGCAGAAGAAGCUGAAAAAGAAGAGGCUGAAUCAAAAGUAGCGCCAAACGGGGAAGCGGACAGACGACACAAUCACGAAAUGUUUGAGCAUCUAGAAGAACAUGAAAAUUCUGAAAAGCGGCAUCGAAUUUCUGAGAUGUCUGAGCACAGGUAA